ACAACAGAAGCCAAGACAAUCCAAAUCAAUAUAAACGCGGGAGAAAUCCUCAAUCGCCGCUUUGCCUGCGGUAUCGUCGUAUUGUCGGUCGAUCAAAAGACGAGUGGGUUGCUGCCAGAAUGGGAAUAACAGGCCUGUCGAAAGUUAUCGCUGACCAUGCUCCAUCGGCAAUAAAGGAAGGCGACAUCAAGAGCUAUUUUGGCAGGAAGAUUGCUAUUGAUGCAUCAAUGUGCCUGUAUCAGUUUCUCAUUGCUGUUCGGCAAGAGAAUAACAUGCUUACAAACAGCGAUGGAGAGACCACUAGCCACCUGGUUGGAUUCUUCUACAGGACAAUACGUAUGAUUGAUAAUGGCAUAAAGCCCGUGUACGUGUUUGAUGGCAAACCUCCAGAUAUGAAGUCAUCAGAGCUUGAAAAACGACAAGAGAGGAGAGAAGCUGCUGAAAAAGAACUGAAGAAGGCUGAGGAAGAAGGUAUUCAAGACGACAUAAACAAGUUCAGCAAACGACUCGUGAAGGUAACUCGGCAGCAUAACGAAGACUGCAAGAAAUUGUUGGGCCUCAUGGGAGUUCCCUACAUCAAUGCACCUUGUGAAGCUGAAGCCCAGUGCGCAGAACUCGUCAAGGGUGGCAAAGUAUAUGGCACUGCCACAGAGGACAUGGACGGGCUCACAUUUGGAACAGAUAUCCUUUUGCGCCACAUGACCUACAGUGAAGCUCGAAAAAUGCCAAUCAAGGAAUUCAAUCUGCAAAAGACCCUGAAUGGGCUGGAAUUGAGUAGAGAAGAGUUCGUGGACCUCUGUAUCCUGCUGGGCUGUGACUACUGUGAGAGUAUAAGAGGAAUUGGCCCAAAGCGUGCAGUUGAACUGAUCAAGCAACACAAAACCAUCGAAAAAAUUGUAGAAAAUAUUGAUACAAAGAAGUUCACAGUACCUGAAGAUUGGCCAUUCAAAAAAGCUCGCCAGCUUUUCUUGGAGCCUGAAGUCACACCUGCUGAUGACGUCCAGCUGAAGUGGACAGAACCAGACGAAGAUGGGCUUGUAAAGUUCCUCUGUGAAGAAAACGGAUUCAAUGAGGAGAGGAUCAGGAAUGGAGCCAAGAAGUUGCUGAAAGGCAGGACCACCACGAUGCAAGGCCGCCUCGACAAUUUCUUUAAAGUUCUGCCAUCUGAACCCUCACCCAAACGCAAGAAUGAAGAAAAAGACAAAUCUUCAAAAAAGAAGAAGGGGGCAACUGGAGGUGGCAAAUUCAAGAAGGGCAAAUGAUAUGGGUAGACUGCAUUUAAUAAAACUUCAUGUUGCAUGCAUCUCGUUUGACAACAACAAUAAUAAUACGUGCAUAGCUCUUACCUUACAUUAAAAAUGCAUGCAAAAAACUUUGUCUAUACACAAAUAUGCUGUCAGAUCACAGUGGAUGCUAAAAUGAUGAGAAUGCUCAAGGUUUUGCCUGGAGUUGCUGAGACCGUCGUUGGCAGCGAUGACAAGGAUCUUUCUUCUGCUCCCUGCAAGUUCUGUAGAUAAGAUACAAAGAGAAAUAGCUUCAAUGGGUUACCAAGAAGAUACUCUGUGGAUGUGAGGAGACUUGCGUUAAGAUUGUGUUUGAUGUAUCUAAUAAAGUGGCAAGUGUUCUCUA
This is a messenger RNA of Ornithodoros turicata, 1629 nucleotides long. It is a transcript of the gene Fen1, whose product is annotated as flap endonuclease 1-like. The transcript is spliced from 12 exons. The coding region runs from base 120 to 1262 and encodes 380 amino acids. Gene Ontology annotation, cellular component: nucleus. Gene Ontology annotation, molecular function: 5'-flap endonuclease activity; 5'-3' exonuclease activity; DNA binding. The record is from RefSeq and is a predicted model, not a curated record. NCBI's taxonomy places the organism in Eukaryota, Metazoa, Arthropoda, Arachnida, Ixodida, Argasidae.